AGUCAGUCCGUCAGUCAGUCAGUCAGUGCGUCCGCCACCGGCUGCGGAGCGAGCGAGCACACCGGAGCUCUGGGAUUUAUUCUGCGGACUGAGUCACACUUGGAUUGUUUUUUUUUCUCUUUGUUGUUGUUUUUGUUUUUCUUAUUUUUUUUUUAUUUUGGGGCUUGUUGAAAAGCAACCUGCCGUCAUGUCUCGCUCUCCAGAUGGUGUGAGCAAGCUCACUGAGAGUACUUACAAGAAUGUGAUGGAGCAGUUCAACCCCGGCCUGAGGAACCUGGUCAACCUCGGGAAGAGCUACGAGAAAUCAGUCACAGCCAUGACUCUCGCUGGGAGGGCCUAUUUUGAUGCCGUCUCAAAGGUUGGAGAGAACGCCAUUGUGUCUCCAGUCUCCAGAGAGCUCGGUGUGGUUCUGAUGGAGAUCUCAGAGGCCCACAAGAAGGUCUACAGUGAACUGGAAGAGAAUUUCAAGAGGUUCCACAGGGAGAUUGUCAUCGAGCUGGAGAAGAAGACAGAGAUGGAUGUUAAAUACAUGAAUGCCACCUUCAAGCGCUACCAGUCAGAGCACAAGUUGAAGGCAGACUCCUUGGAGCGCUCGCAGACGGACCUAAAGAAGCUGCGGAGGAAAAGUCAGGGGAAACACUCCUCCAAGUACGAGAUUAAAGAGAACGAGUAUUUGGAGACAAUCUCGUCACGUCAGAUGGACAUGCAAAAGUUCAUCGCAGAUGGCUGCAGAGAGGCUUUACUGGAGGAGAAGAGACGCUUCUGUUUCCUUGCCGACAAACACUGCAUGUUCUCCUAUCAGACCAGCAACUUCCAUGAGAAGGCCAAAGAGAUCCUCUCCGUCAGGCUGCCCAGCUGGCAGGAAAAGUGCAGCGACAUCACCAAGGUGCCGGACACAGUGACCACCAUGAUCGAGGAGCUGUCCAACACUCCUCAGCAGUCUCCGCUUGUUGAACGCUACAACAGGAAUAACGUGGAGGUGCCUCCACCAGCGCCGCCGCUGAAGGCUCAGACCAGUCCGCUCGCCAACAUGUUCAACCAGGAGCCCAGGUUUCCAUUUACCCCAUCUUCAGACCUCAACUCAGACCAGGGCAGUCUGGGAGAGGUCAGUCUGUCCCGGUCCACGUCCCAGUCAUCCGGUCUCAACGUGGGCAGGAAGCCCCGAGUCAGAACCAUCUUCCCCCACACGGCGGGCAACAACCUCACACUCCUCAGCUUCGACGAUGGCGACAUCAUCACCCUGCUCAUCCAGGAGGAGAAGGACGGCUGGCUGUAUGGAGAGCUGGAGAGGACACAGCAGCGCGGCUGGUUUCCCUCAUCAUACUGCAGACCGUACACCGAGACAGUGACAUCAUCAAACAGCAACGUGGGCACACCGGUCCGAAGUCUGAGUGUUACCAGUCUGCCAGAGCAAGAGGAGGAGGAGCCUGUGCUGCUGCCACCGCCAGACUACAGCGACGACGCCCCCUCCGGCCCUGUGGUCUCAUCAACGCCCUCGCCACAGAACACGGUUUCUUUAGUCAAUGGCUCUGCAAUGGCUCCUUUUCUAGGAGGAGGGAACCCGUUUGCAACGGUCAAACUGAGACCGACUGUCACAAAUGACAGAUCAGCGCCCGUCAUCUAACACAGGAGAGAGGAGGAUUUUCACCGCCAUCAUGCCUUCAGGGGAAACACACCGAAUAUAUCAACCCCAACCUGACGUCUCACCAGCCUGCACGCUCGUCACUCUCUCAGCACCAGUCUGCUCUAUUACAGGGAUCCACUGUGUUUUACAUCAGCCACCAUCCGCACAUGGAGAAGCACGAAUCCUGACCAGAAAAGAAUAAAAAGUAAUGAUUUACCCCAAAAUGAAAAUUUAGACUUUGCUCAAUUCGCUAAAGGUCAGAAUUAAAUUCAUACUAUUCAUAAUAAAAACCAGCCCAUCCUUCUGCAGCUUUUAACAUGAAGCAGAUGGAAAUAAUGUUAUAAUAAUAUUAUUGCAAUAAUAACGGAAAGAAAUAAAUCAGCCCUGAUUGUAAACACAGUAAGGCUGAUAACUUUGAGAUUAAAACGCAUUAAAUGAUUAAACGCUUGUUUCCUGUGAAUCCCUCGCACACAGGAAGGCAAUCGGGAUCCGGCAGCGUGCGCAUGGCGGACCCCGCCACCGCUGAUAAACCAAAACAACACUGAAUGUAAUCUCAUUGAGUGGCUGCUGCAAAAGAUUGCUGAUUGCUGAUUAUUAAUAGCAGCAAAAUAACCAGUUUUAUUUAAUGAAAAUGUCAAGUAUUAUAACUUUAUCAAACAUGUUCCGCCUUCUCCCAGAGUACAAAAGUGUAAAAACUUUUUUUAACUUUCUGUUCAGCCAGGUUUCGCAGAAAUGUGAGGCACAUUUUAUGCCUGUAUUUGAAACUGUAAACUGCCUGCAGCAUGAUAAUAGGAGGCGAAGAUAAAGUUACCACAGUUAAUGGAGUGCCUGGUGGUCCAACAAAUUCCAACAGAGUUUCUAUUAAAAGCCCAAAUCUUCAUUUUGGGGUGAACUGAUGCAGAGGAGCUGCUCGGUGUCAUGAGGUGUUUUCUUCAGGCCUGUUUUAACUGCAGUCAGUGCAGUGUUUGAAUGACCUGAUGCUGAUGAAGGAGACCGACACACAGGCUGUCCACCUGACUCACCAAAUAGAUAUAGGUAUAUACAUAUAUACACAUAUAUACAUAUUGUUAUUUUUCUGUUUUAUUCUGAUUAUUUUUGUCUUUUUUUUCUUAAUAAGAGGCAUUUUGAUAUCCAGUGAGAAUGAAGGGAGAGUGACGUGUUGGGAGAACAGGGUUUGUCAUUUGAGUGGAGGUGAAACAGUCAAACGUCACUGUUUGAGAAGAGAAAGAUAUUUAUAUAUCCUCUGAGUUUUAUUUAAAUAAAGAGUCCGCUCUGUGAUCCCACGCUGGUUUGGAUUUGACUGCUGCUCCGUGUUUUUGAUGAAGGGAAUAUUUUUCACUCCUCAUGUUGUUUCAUGUCCAUUCUGUGCACACUUUAUGCAAAAUAAAAAACGGACAUUUGCAUCGUCUGAAUAAAGUGGGUCCUUGUUUGAAGUA
Messenger RNA from Plectropomus leopardus (leopard coralgrouper), 3060 nucleotides. RefSeq names its product BAR/IMD domain containing adaptor protein 2 like 1a (gene baiap2l1a). Lineage: Eukaryota; Metazoa; Chordata; Actinopteri; Perciformes; Serranidae. Gene Ontology annotation, biological process: actin filament bundle assembly; actin crosslink formation; positive regulation of actin filament polymerization. The record is from RefSeq and is a predicted model, not a curated record. Gene Ontology annotation, cellular component: nucleoplasm; cytosol. Gene Ontology annotation, molecular function: protein binding.